Scutellospora calospora is the source of this 2118-nucleotide messenger RNA. NCBI's taxonomy places the organism in Eukaryota, Fungi, Glomeromycota, Glomeromycetes, Diversisporales, Gigasporaceae. The record is from the annotation of a GenBank genome assembly.
AUGAAUUCUACCAAACACAAUCAAGCUGUUUUAGAUUUAAACUCUUCCGAUCCAACUGUUCGUGUGAAAGCUUUACGCUUUAUAAAAAAUAAUAUCAUCGGGAAUAAAACGAAAAAAGAUCUGUACAUCGGACUUAAUGUUAUUCCAAAACUUGUCACUUUUUUCAUAGAAAAUGAGAGUGUUGACCCUCAGAUUCAAAUUCAGGCGGCGAUCGUCUUGGGUAGCUUUGCUUAUGGUUCGGCUUAUUUUUUUUAUUCAACUCAAAAUAUUUUUGAAUGCUGUGCAAAAUUUAAAAGAUCUUUUCUUUGUCAAAAAGGUGGUGAAGAGAAUGUGACAGAGAUAGUUAAGCAUGAAGCUGUUAAACCCUUGUUAGAAUGUAUAUCGUCAAAAAAUGAUCCUAGACUAAUCGAAGCGGCUGCUCGAGCUCUAAAAGCUAUUUAUAAAUGCCCAACUGCAGAUAAAAAUGACAUAUUUCAAGGUUAUCACCUUCAAGACCUUAUUACUCUCCUUGACCCUGAAGCACUUAGUCCGAAAACAGAUCGCGAAAAGAUCGCGUCGGUACAUACUGCUGAAUUAGCAGCGACUAUAAUUGCACGUUGUUGUGAUACCAACGAACAGCAGAUCCAGAUUGCACAAGCUGGUGCCUUUCCUAAAUUGGUCAAUUUAUUAACUUGUGGGUUUUCUAAAGCUCAAGAAGCCGCUUUGGAUGCGCUUGCGUAUCUUUGUCGUGAAAACUCUGAUUUUGGCAAAGAAAUCGUCAAGACAAAAUCUGAAACAAGUGAGAACCCGGUCAAAAUCAUGUUAAAUUUGAUUCGCGAUAAAUCACCGACAAUGCGACUAAUAUCGGCUAAAUGCUUGACACAUCUAUGUCGUGCGAAAGCAAUAGAUGAAUAUUUAAAUGAUAUUACGUUAGCCGUAUUACCAACUUUAGUCAAAUUGCUUGAUGAAAAAGGUCCCGUCCGUGAAGAAGCUCCACAUGUUUUAGCUUAUUUGAUUCGUGAUAAUGAAGAAUUGCAAAAGGCCGCUUGCGAUUCAGAAGCUGUACCAAAAUUGGCUGACUUUGUUACCCAUAUCGGUGAUCAGAAUGGUUCAUAUUAUGAUCCUUUGGGUGACGAAGAUUCUUUGUAUAUUGAAUUAAUCGAAAUUGACAAUAAAACUCAGAAUGCUCUAAUGGCUCUUGCGGCUAUAAGUUCUUUGACCGAUGAAGGUCGGAAGCUGGUCGUUGAUGCAAAAAUAAUCCCACAUAUAGUUGCAGGAAUGUCGCAUCGUUCUUAUGGAGUUCGUGCUGCUGCAUGUCAAUGUACUCGAAGUCUCUCAAGAUCCGUCUCAAUAUUACGCACCAAUCUUGUGGAUGCAGGAAUCGCAACGCCUUUAUUUAAAUUGUUAUCUGACGAAUCAACUGAUGUGCAAACCAUGGCAUGUGCUACGCUUUGUAAUUUGGUACUGGAAUUUUCACCUAUGAGAAAGCAAAUUAUGGAACAAGGAGGAAUAGAAAAGUUGGUUAAAUUGGUGCAUUCUCCAGACAACACAUUAAGACUUAAUGCUAUAUGGGCAUUGAAGAAUUUGGUUUAUCAUGCAGAGUCUGAGGUCAAAUAUAGAGUGAUGGAAGUAUUAACAUAUAUAACUAUGGAAAAAUUAAUUGAAGAUUCAGAACUUGAUGUACAAGAAAAAGCAUUGAAUUUGUUGAGAAACCUAGCUUGUCCAAAACCAGAAGAUAUCGAAGAAGUAUUCAAAGGGUUGACCGAAACUCGAUUGAUGAAUAUAAUAGAAAGUAAACUUUGUUCUUGGAGUAUCGAAAUUAUUAAACAGAUUCUGUUUGUUAUCAAUAAUAUUGCUACUGGCAAUGAACGCCAUAAAAAAACUAUUAUGGCAAGAACUAAUAUUUUGACACAUAUUAAGAACUACAUGAGCCACCAAAAUCCUGAAAUACGUGUUGCUGCAGUGUGGUGUCUUAUAAAUCUGACAUGGAUGGAAGAUAGACAUAGUAGUUCCCAAUUGCGCGUUCGAGAGCUACGUCAGUUUGGUUUUGAGGAUAUAGUAAAAAAUAUGGCGGACGAUGAGAAUUUAGAUGUUCGUGAAAAAGUGAAGAUGGCUUUAGUACAAUUUUCCCAAGUGUAA